Carassius auratus (goldfish) is the source of this 3406-nucleotide messenger RNA. RefSeq names its product leucine-rich repeat-containing protein 52. Gene Ontology annotation, cellular component: voltage-gated potassium channel complex. The record is from RefSeq and is a predicted model, not a curated record. NCBI's taxonomy places the organism in Eukaryota, Metazoa, Chordata, Actinopteri, Cypriniformes, Cyprinidae. The coding region runs from base 532 to 1446 and encodes 304 amino acids. The transcript has 3 exons. Gene Ontology annotation, molecular function: voltage-gated potassium channel activity; potassium channel activator activity; transmembrane transporter binding.
GGGAUAGUGCAUUAGUUUUCAACAAACAGAUUUCAUGUUGCACAUUCAUCCUGAAACUGUUGACCUGCACUGCAGGCCUAUUCACUUUAAAUGGAUGUAUCUCAUUAUUUUAGGGCUUUAAGAUUACAGCAAGACUAAUGCAAGCGACACUGAGGAGAAUGAAGAAGCUCUGCUGAAAACACAGACAUACUGCUUGAUCAGUCAUCAUUAAAUCAAAACAUUUGUAAAUAACAGGAUGCAUGAAUAAAAUAAAUACAGAACAUAAAAUAUUACUUUCGUUUACUUGACAUUUGCGUGUUAAACUUUUUAAUGAGUUUUCUCCUCACCUUCACAUAGAAUUACAUUUUGGCCAAGUAGCUCCCUGACUGUAUAGAACCGCAACACUCACCCACUCACACACACACACACACACACACACACACACUCACUCACUCACGCACACACGCACACACGCGCGCGCGCACAGAGGGGACAUCAGAGGGUCUUGUUUUCUCUGUGGAGGUUCUCCUGUCCAUAACCCGUGAAGACUUCAUGAAGCUCGUCGCCACAGCAUGUGUCCCGGAACCCGCACCGAUCCUGCUGCUGCUGGCGCAUGUGGUGUCCUCGAUGCCCUCGGGCUGCCCGGAGCGCUGUGUGUGUGAUGACCAGCACGUCGUCCAGUGUGCUGAACAAGAUCUCCGCAGAUUCCCAACGGGACUCCCGCUGACCACGCGCCAGCUGAUCCUGUCCAACAACCGCAUCUCUGAUUUACCCGCGAUCGAGCUCAACUACCUGUCCGACCUCGCGUAUCUGGACUGCAGCAACAAUUCCCUCGCGCACAUAUCCCAGUCCACAUUUGGGAACCUGAGAAAGCUGGCGUAUCUGGACCUGUCCUUCAACUCCUUCUGUAAGAUCGAGGAGCAGACGUUCAGCGCGCUGGAGAGCCUGGUGAUGCUGAGACUGACGGAUAACCCCGGGCUCUCAGAGUUUCACCCUCAGGCUUUCUCUCACGCCAGUGCUCUUCAGGUGCUGGACAUCAGCAGGAACAACCUGAGCAGACUCAACGUGAGCUCGCUGGUGUCUCUGGCGGGGCUCCGGUCUCUCGGGCUCAGCGGGAACCCGUGGCUGUGCGCCUGCGACGCCGAGGAGCUCUGCUCGUGGAUGCACGCGGACACCUUUAAGUUUCAAGAGGAGGGACAGACAGUGUGUGGGGGUCCCUCAUCUUUACAGGGCCAGCGUCUCUCACAGUUGGGCCUUUGGUUGAGAAGACAAUGCCACCCAGGACUGGCUCACCAGGAUUACCUCUUCUUUGUGGCUAUAGGUUUUGUCAUCUUUGGAGUAGGUACAGUACUGGCAUGGGCAGCUGGCACGGUGAUAGUGCUCUGCCAGCGCUGUGUCAGAUGGAGGAAGGACAGACCAAAUGUUUCCAUGCCUGAGGAGGAAAUUAAACCAGGACAAAGUGGGUAAGGGGCAUAAACCUGAGUCCAAUCCUAUAAGGAGUACUGACAGGGAACUGCAUCAGAAAGUGAAGUGACAAUCUUUUUGACUGAGUUAAAAAAAAAAGAAUAAAAAAUGACAGCUGACACAGGCUGCAUCCGAGGACAGCACAAGGAGGAAGAAAGCGAACAAGUCACAUCCUCUCUGUAUUGACAUUCAUCAGAUCGAUUUCUGAAGACAACAUAGAUGUAUCCUUUAUCUCCUAUGGUAUCCCAUAAUCCUGUGCAUUUCAUACUGGGACCAUUGAGUUAAAAAAUUAAAUAACGUUUGGAAGCUGUGAUUGGUGGUCAGUUUGUAAGUAAAUGUUUUUGAUUUCAUUUCUAGCAAGCAAUUAGUAUUUUAGUAAUUAAAUAUUUCCUUAGAUAUCAUGAGUUUCCUGUGGAUCAUUAAAGUCCUUGUGAAAUUAGAUUACGGCGGUACUUUCAUGCAUCUGUUUUGUCUGAUAGGACACCAAGGCAACAAGACACAACAAGCACAGAGUGGUUUCAAAGGGUUUGGUGGAUUAUUGGUUGUUUGUUGAUACGCAUAAAAACAUUCUGGGUACGAUUUCUUUAGUAGGGGUGUAAAAACACAUUAGUGCUUCUGAUCAUGUAAAUUCAAUGCACUGAUAAAAAAAAAGAAAGGCAAAGUUCACUCAAAUGCAAGUGCUCUAAUUAUUUACUCAUCGUCAUGUUACACAGCCAUAUUUCCAAGCGGCUCUCUUCCAUUCAGUAGAAAUGAAUGGAGACAUUCUGUUGAAACACAAGAUCCCAAGUAGAUGGGGAUAAAAGUAAUUUGGUCUUAAUGGGAUACUCUCAUCAUUUACUCACCCUCUUUCCAUCCCAGAUGUAUUACCUUCUUUUCUCCUUGAAUGUUUUUGAAAAAAUAGUUCAUAUAAUACAAAUGGAUGGGUCUCUCAAAGCUGAAGCUUCAAAAACCUCACAAAGUGAACAUGACUGAACUCCAUAAAACCCCAAAUGCUGAAUCAAUGUCUACUGACAAAAAACGAUAGGUAUGUGUGAGAUAAAUACUAAUAUUUGAAAAAAUAUUUAACUUUGUAAACUACGCUCAACAGAAAAAGGUACAAAAGAGCUGUCACUGUACUUCUCAAACUCUCGAGGCACAAGCAACUGUUUAUUCUCAUGAAAAAUGACCAGUUUUUGGUUAUUUAUAUGUACUGUUUAGCAGAGCUUACAUGCUGGGAUUGUCUCCAACAUCCCAACGAUCCCACAGAGGACAACCAGUUUAGAGAAUGGAUGGAUGUUUGAGAUCCGAGGGUAAAUUGCCGUUUUGAGACACUAAGUAUACUGAGGGACAUUUCAGAAAAUAAGAUGAACUUACCGCCACACCUUGCUUACUGGAAGAGUUAGUUCAAUCCACCUUCUCUUGGCAACCCAGACUACCCAAUCCAAAUAACUUGCGCAAUACAGACUUAAAGGAAUAGUUCACCCAAAAAUGAAAAGUAAGAAGUACCCCUAAAGUAAUAAAUAUCUUAUUUUGUGUUCCGGAGAUGAACAAAGGUCUUACUGUUUUGCAAUGACUGGAGGGUGAGUAAUACAUGACAGAAUAUUCAUUUUUGGGUGAACUAUCCCUUUAAGGCUGGAAUAGAGUACAUGAGUUUUAAAAUCUGAAGGGAUUUUAAAAUGCUUGGCAUCAUACAUUUACCGAAAAGCCACAAAUGGAAAACUGGUCAUUAUACGCUUCCAGACUUUCAAGUUGUUUCGAUCACAACAAACUCACGCAGAAACAUGUGCACUGUUGCUAGAAGCAGCAUGACAAAUGAAAACUGAAUUUCAAAUCAGCUGUAAUUAACAAAUGUUUGAUAUCCUCUGGCUGGAUGGAUUCAGCUAAAAAAACUGAUUCUGUGAGCAUCAUAUACAAUGUGAUUUACUGUAAAUUGAUGGAAAAUAUGGGCAAAAAUUGUGUAAUGUAUUCCAGGCUUAAGUUGAAA